This is a messenger RNA of Zophobas morio, 1065 nucleotides long. RefSeq names its product histone-lysine N-methyltransferase eggless-like. The coding region runs from base 44 to 937 and encodes 297 amino acids. Lineage: Eukaryota; Metazoa; Arthropoda; Insecta; Coleoptera; Tenebrionidae. The transcript is spliced from 4 exons. The record is from RefSeq and is a predicted model, not a curated record.
UCUUCCGUCAAUUUUUUUUGUUGCUGUUACUAAGAAUCAGAUAAUGGACCCUGAAGAAAGAAAUUUGAGCUUCAACGAAACCACCAAAAAGUGGCAUUGGUCUCCACCUAAGACAAUAGAAUACCACAGGCGUGACCACCGGGAGACGCUAGACCUGCUGAAAAAACUAAUUCAGUGCCCGGACCUCCAAGUGGAACACAUUGCUCCCCUACGACCCAUGCCCAAACCCUUACCCCUAGCCCUCAACUCCCUAAAAACCGAGUCUGCUGUCGAAUCCAUGUUCCCGUUCGGCAGCACCCUGGACCCCAAACCCCCCAAAUUCGAACUCAUGGAAACCUACCUCACCCCCAACAAAAACAACAAAAAGUGGGUAAAAGCCAAACUUAUCCACGUCGGCGAAGACGUCGUCCACCUCGCCGACAACCAAACCUUCAACGACAUAACAACCACCAAAAAAAACAUAGCCUACCCUGAACCGCCCACCCGGGUCCUAGAGGUUGGCAGCCGUGUCGUGGCUUUGAAAAAACAACUAUCGACCACCGGCGAACUGUCACGAGGACGACGCAAGCACGAAAAGGGCGUGGUUAUGGAAUUUCCAACCAACCAGAACCUACAAAGAUAUUUGGUGGUUUUCGACGACGGCGACUGGGCUUACGUGAAGCCGGAUGAAGUGUGGCUUCUGUGUUAUCAAAGUCCGAGGGCUUGGGACGACGUACCUGAGGAAAAUAAGCACAUCGUGAGGUACUUUUUACACGGGUUAUAUCAAGCAAUAACGGACUUCGAAAAGGGUGAUUUGGUCGUGUACGAAAUGAGACCCAAUGAAUACCAACAUGGCGUCGUUAUAAAAGUUGACGUUUCUAUCUUGUACGUGUGGUUUUCUAAAUAUUGUAAGUGUGUGACACUUUAUAAAGGUCUUGCAAGUUUUAGAGGUUGUUGACAGUUUGUUCUAUUUUUAAUAAAUAAUUUAUUUUAUUUGUGUUAUUACGAUUAAAAUUAGUACAUCGCCAGGAGACACUCUGUUAUCACCACAGUAGAUCAGUAACGAAACUUCAGCAAUAUUUGCGG